AUGAGUCCUUUUAAAUUGUUUAUUUUUGUUCUCAACCUUUUUGUAAUAAUUCCAAACAUCACAUUGUCCGCUGUUCCACUUACAUUUUAUUGCACUCGUUUUGUACCAAGUGCGGUUUCCUUCAACACAUCAAUUGCUAACGUUGCAUUAAAAGUUUUUGCAUUACAAGGCCCUUGUGUAGAAAUUUCUAGCACUGGGGAAUAUUCAAAUGGAAGCACCUUUGCUGUAACUCAAAUUACUUCUGCAGAGCCGCUGUGUUAUAGUGAUGUAGUGGGUGCUCAAGAUACAAGAGGUAGUUCUAUUUGGUUCCUUUCACCUCUAGGAUGGGUUUGGUCUGGUUUGACGACCAAUCUGAAUUGGAAUUUGUCUUGUUAA
Messenger RNA from Racocetra fulgida, 375 nucleotides. The record is from the annotation of a GenBank genome assembly. Lineage: Eukaryota; Fungi; Glomeromycota; Glomeromycetes; Diversisporales; Gigasporaceae.